UUCCAAAAUUUUCACCAAACUACCACCAACAAAACCAACCGCAAACUGCUCUUUCUCUCUCUACACAUCACUCCUUCUCUCUCCCUCCCUCCCUCUCCAUAUGACUUUAUGUAUUUGUCCUAUAAGUUAAGUUAUCAACAAUCAUAACUGUUGCUUAACGCCUCUCUAAUAACCUCCACCCUACCUUCAAAUCUCUCUCUCUCUCUAGAACUCUCUCUCACCUCAUCACAAUGGACACUCCUCAUUCACCUUCCUCCUGUUCCUCCUCCUCCUCCAAUUAUUCAUGGGAAGGAGGACAAGCUACCGACACAAUUAUUUUAGAAGCUGAAGAGCCGCAAACGCCGUUAGCCGUCCGUCGUGCUCUUCAGCUUCUUAAAUCCGGCGUGCCGGAGUUGCGGCUUCAAGCCGCACGUGAUAUAAGGAAACUCACGAAAACAUCUCAGAGGUGUCGGCGUCAGUUGUCUGAAGCUGUCGGUACGCUUGUUUCUAUGCUCCGAGUCGACUCGGUUGAGUCUCAUGAACCGGCUCUUCUUGCUUUGCUUAAUCUCGCCGUCAAAGAUGAAAAAAAUAAAAUCAAUAUCGUGGAGGCUGGAGCAUUAGAACCAAUACUUAGUUUCCUCAAGUCAGAAAAUCUAAAUCUGCAGGCUUCUGCAGCUGCAGCUUUGCUCACACUAUCUGCCUCUUCAAUCAACAAACCAAUUAUUAGUGGUUGUGGCGCCAUUCCCCUUCUUGUCGAGAUUCUUAGAGACGGAAGCCCGCAGGCAAAAGCUGAUGCAGUAAUGGCUCUCUCUAAUUUAUCAACAUACCCUAAUAAUCUUAGCAUUAUUCUCGAAACAAAUCCAAUCCCUUACAUAGUUGAUAUCCUCAAAACAUGCAAAAAGUCCUCAAAAACAGCUGAAAAAUGCUGUGCUUUGAUAGAACCCUUGGUGGAUUAUGAUGAAUGCAGAACCGCAUUGACAUCCGAGGAAGGUGGUAUUCUUGCAGUUGUGGAGGUUCUCGAAAACGGCACUCUCCAAAGUAGGGAACAUGCUGUUGGAACACUAUUGACAAUGUGCCAAAGCGAUCGAUGUAAAUACAGGGAACCGAUUCUUAGAGAAGGUGUCAUUCCAGGACUACUUGAGCUCACUGUUCAAGGAACACCGAAGUCUCAAACAAAAGCGCGCACCCUUUUGCAACUACUAAGAGAAUCUCCUUAUCCAAGAUCUGAAAUCCAACCGGACACUCUUGAGAAUAUAGUAUGCAACAUCAUAUCUCAGAUUGACGGGGAUGAUCAAUCUGGUAAAGCAAAGAAGAUGCUAGCUGAGAUGGUUCAAGUCAGCAUGGAACAAAGUCUGAGGCAUUUACAGCAAAGGGCACUCGUAUGCACCCCAAGUGAUCUCCCUAUAGCUGGCUGUGCUUCUGAAGUUUCUUUUAAGUAAUAGUUGCAGUUGGCAAACGUUGUAUCUUUUUUCCUUAUUUUUUGUUUUCCAUUUGGGGUUUGUGAGAUAAAAUUUCUAUAGAAAAAAGGGUAAAAAGGGAAUAAUACAUUAUGAAUUAUGCCAGUCCAGGCCAUUGUGGAGGUAUCUAGUGACUGGUAAAUGUCAAUAAGUUAAGUUGUAAGACAUUAAGAAACAUGGUUUUGUAGUUGGUUUUUAAAGAAACUGUUGUAUAAAAUUGCUUACAAUAGUAAAAGCUCUAUGUUCUGUUA
Medicago truncatula (barrel medic) is the source of this 1687-nucleotide messenger RNA. RefSeq names its product U-box domain-containing protein 4. Bases 231 to 1418 code for a protein of 395 amino acids. The record is from RefSeq and is a predicted model, not a curated record. The transcript is spliced from 2 exons. Lineage: Eukaryota; Viridiplantae; Streptophyta; Magnoliopsida; Fabales; Fabaceae. Gene Ontology annotation, molecular function: protein binding.